AUCCCCGGAAGUGGACUCGGAAGUAGAGCUUCACCGCCCGCGUGGCCUGCUGGGACUUGUAGUUCGAGUCCUCGACGAUGCCCUGGAGUGCUGCGUUACCAGGUGUGGGUCUUACCUCCGCAAGAGGUUGCUUUGUGGGCAUUUUGCAACAAGAAAGCAAUUGACCCAUGUUGCUGUGACAGUGAUGAGCAUGAGGAACUUAUGUUCCAACAGCAGCACAACAGUCACAGAAUCAUGCCUGAAAAGGUGCACGAAAGUCAUGCUGGGGUUUUUUAAACUGAAGAUUCCUAGCCCUGCCCCCAAAGGAGAACAGCAUUCCUUUCCCAUCCUCCUUCUUACCUCUCUGCACCCAGCAUUUUAUUGUGAAAUACCUCUACGGAUGCUUAGUGCCAAGUGUAUCUAGUGGGAGGAAAGUCAAACACAAAUUCUGUGGAGAACCUACAAGAGAAAGGCCUUCAGGGAGCUGGAGAAAUGACUCAGAGACUAAGAACACCUGUGGCUCUUACAAAUUCAGUUCCCAGCACCCACAUGGUGGCCCACAACCAUCCAUAACUCCAGUUCUAGGGGAUCCAGUGACCUCUUCUGACCUCCAUAAGUACCAGCAGGCAUGUGGUGGACAGACAUACAUGCAGGCAAAACACUUAUACAAAUGAAAUAAAAAUAUUGAGGGGGGGAUUUCAGAUUUAUCAUAGUAGCUUUCCUAGUGGCAAAUUUAGGAAAAGAUGGCCAGUCAGUACCUGGAUGUUGAAUUUAUAUUGUGAAUCUUCAAGAAGUACUCACAGACGUUGAAAUAGAUUCCUGUCAGUGAUUUCACUAACACUGGAAGUGAAAAAAUAUUUAUCUUUGAAGUCCCAAGCCAAAUGGCCGGACAGGACUCCUCCGUGAAGCUGUGUAAGGAGCCUCAGAGGAAAAGAGUUCUCUGUGUUACUGAAGAAAGAACUGGGAAAAGGAGUAAGGGGGGUGUCAUCCCAUAGUCCACUGUUCAGAGAAUCACACCUGAUGUAACAGAACCAACCACUAUCUCCAUCGUUCCCUAGUGAGACAGCUUGCCAAAAUGUCCAGUCCAAAGACUCUUUAGUUCCCUUUGACUGUGACAAUAAAGACAUUUGUAGAUGGGAACCACCAUUAGUCACCUGCAGUCUUCAGAGAAUCCACACAGAGGAACCCUAUAACUGGAAUGACUCCAGAAAGGCGCCUAGCACAACCCAGAUGGUCAUCUCAAGAAAACGCCCACUUCAGAAACUAUACAGAUGUGGUCAGUGUGGUGAGAACUUGACUCAGAACGCAGAGCUAAUGCUUCAUCAGAGAGACCACCUGAAAGGAAAAGCCUGCGGGUGUGAGCAUUGUGGGACCGGUUCACCGGGAGCUCCUCUGCUCGUCCAUCAGGCAGUCCCCAUGGAUGAGAGACCUUACAAGUGUGACAAGUGUGGGAAGGGCUUCACCAGGAGCUCCAGUCUGCUCGUCCAUCUUGCAGUCCAUACGGGUGAGAAACCCUACAAGUGCAACAGGUGUGGGAAGGGCUUCAGUCAGAGCUCCAAGCUCCACAUCCACCAGCGAGUCCACACUGGAGAGAAGCCGUAUGGGUGUGAGGAAUGCGGCAUGAGCUUCAGUCAGCGGUCAAACCUGCAUAUCCACCAGCGUGUCCACACGGGAGAGAGGCCCUACAAGUGUGGGGAGUGCGGAAAGGGCUUCAGCCAGAGCUCGAACCUCCACAUCCACCGCUGUAUCCACACGGGGGAGAAGCCCUACCAAUGCUGUGAGUGUGGGAAGGGCUUCAGCCAGAGCUCAGACCUGCGAAUCCACCUCAGGGUGCACACUGGAGAGAAGCCCUACCCCUGUGGCAAGUGUGGGAAGGGCUUCAGCCAGAGCUCCAAACUCCUCAUUCAUCAGAGAGUGCACACUGGAGAGAAGCCCUAUGAGUGCAGCAAGUGUGGGAAGGGCUUCAGCCAGAGUUCCAACCUCCACAUCCACCAGCGGGUUCACGGGAAGGACCUUCACUGACAUUGGCUGGCUCAGCACUGCAGAAUACUUUUAUUGUAAAGAUAAAUACUUUUCAUGGCUGAGGGCACAGGCCAGUGGUAGAGUGCCUGCCUCAAAUGUAUAAAGCCCUGGGUUUGCAUUCCAGUACCCACCCCGCAACAUUUCCAGCUUAAUACCUUGUACUUGAAGGAGUGUGUGUGUGUGUGUGUGUGUGUGUGUGUGUGUGUGUGUGUGUGUUUAUGUAGAGAGGAGUGCACGUGCUGUGCAAGUAUGUGCAUGCCUGUGUGCACAUGUGUGUGCAGGUCACAGGACAUCUCAGGUGCUCAGAUGCUCAUGAACUUUUUGUUUGAGACUGGGGUCCCUCACUUGUGGUCUGGAAUGUCACCCAGUAAGCUAGGCAGCGAGUUCCAUGGAUCUACCUGUCUACACAUCCCAGCUCACCAUGGCUAGGAUUAUACCUGUGUGACACCACACCCAAUCUGUUAUGUGGAUUCUGUCUCAAGCUUGCAAGACAAGAGCUUUACUGACUGAGCUAUCUCCCCAUGUCCUGGCUUAAUACUUUUGACUCUUACCUUUGUAAUUCUCAAAAGGAAAAGAUAGAAAGGGUUAUUCACCAGGAAAAAAGAAAAUCAAUCCUUCCUUAUAAGUA
Molecule: messenger RNA, 2629 nt
Organism: Cricetulus griseus (Chinese hamster)
Lineage: Eukaryota; Metazoa; Chordata; Mammalia; Rodentia; Cricetidae
Source: RefSeq, a predicted model, not a curated record